Venustampulla echinocandica is the source of this 1101-nucleotide messenger RNA. RefSeq lists its product as uncharacterized. Gene Ontology annotation, cellular component: endoplasmic reticulum. Gene Ontology annotation, biological process: sterol biosynthetic process. NCBI's taxonomy places the organism in Eukaryota, Fungi, Ascomycota, Leotiomycetes, Helotiales, Pleuroascaceae. Bases 1 to 1101 code for a protein of 366 amino acids. The record is from RefSeq and is a predicted model, not a curated record. The transcript is spliced from 2 exons.
AUGUCCACCGACGACAGCAGUCCCAAAAUCCACCGACCGAAGCCUCUUCGUCCCUUCGAACCUUCACUGUUGUCCCCCGCUCAACCCGAUGAGACUCCCUCCCGAACUCACUCAAUCCUAAACCUGACCUCCUCCACUCUCCUUGGUAUAUACUCCCAGACUGGCUACCAAUCCGACCGCGAUUAUACUGAGCCCUCGACGCCCUGGGGAACCGGCGCGGAGACUCCUUCAUGCAACAGCCCCGCGCUCGCUGGAAUCCGCUCGAAAGUUAGAGUGCCUCCCCCUCCACCGCCUUCCCUCACCUCCACAAUUUCGUCCCUGGUUGUGAGAAGCAUCCUAUUAUUUGGGACUGGUAUGGGAUACGGGGCGCUGGUCCGGCAUUUGCAUAGCGAUAGGAAAUUGGCACCUUUCCAGGUACCGGACAUCAUCAAGCCCCGACAUGAUUGGAGAUACCUUGUAUUUUGGGGUCUUGCGGGGGUGGCAUUAGGGAGUUUGUUGCCGUGGUUCGAUUCAUUUUGCGCAUCUAGAGAAUCAGAAAACUCGAAUUCAGAUUAUUCUGCCGCUGGAGGUCGGAAUGCGAGCCCUACAAAACUUGCCCAAGGAGAAGCGGAGGAGUCGAGUAGCAUAUUCAGUGGGGAUUGGACACCGGUGAUUAGAAGUGUGGGUGCUUUUGUUGGAAUUGCUUUUGCUAUUCGCAAACUCCCCUGGGCAUCAAGCCUCCAAGCCUCCCUUACCCUUUUCCUCGUUAAUCCAGCUCUAUGGUAUCUAAUCGAUCGCUCGACACCCGGAUUUGUUCUCUCCAGCGCCGUCGGAGCAACAGGGACAGCAUUACUUCUUGCCUCAAACCCAGACAUGAUGCCAAGCCCCGCAUCUUCUCUCCACAAAACCAAUACCACCGCUAACCCUAACGAUAUAAUGGGCGGCAUGAUAGGAAUGGGUAUUGAUGAAUACGUCAGCAGAGAGAGCAUCGAAUGCGGGAUAUGGAUUCUCAGCGUGCUGUUCUGCAGCACUGUAUGUUUUGGAAAUAUCGGUCGCAGAUUGGCGCUCAGUGGCGUGGGAGGUCGGCGAGAUCGCCGUGGGUGGGGUCAAAAGUCGGCGUGA